CUUUUCUCCGCCCCGAUCAUUGAACGUCACUGAGGCAAUCGCCGCAGCGAACCAAACAUCGCCUCCACCUACUCUCUCCCUUCUGUUUCCCUCUCUCCCUCUUUCUCUCUCUCUGAUACCCGUAAGUACAGUAGCAAUCAAGACAAGAUAGCCACGGUUGGCGAGAGCGGACGCGCGAGGUAUGAAAGACCAGCCUUUUCUCAACGAUCCUGCUGCCUACCCCGAGUUCUCCCUCCUCAUCAAACGCCAGAGCCUGCAGCACGCGAUACGACAGACCCUCCAUCGGCAAAGGACGAGUGCUCUGCUUGUCGUGGUGGCGAUGUCCAUCGCGGCCUCGGGCGGAGACGGCAGCGGUCGCAGCAACAGCGCGGAGUGGGGGGUGUACCUCGCCAAAGGCAUGCACCUUACACUCCUCCAGAAGCACUUUGAGGGCAUAGUGUCAGCGCUGGGAUGCAUGGCGAUGGGGACCGUAACGUCGUUCUUGGUGUACCCCAUCUACCAGCGGUGUUCUCCAGCGGCCAUUCAAAAUCCAAGAGCCCCUCCGUGCCGGCGAGUGUCUAGCGCAACAGCCAAGACGAUCGCCGCCGCCGUUCCGUCGAUGGCCGUGUGGGCCACCGCGGUGUACGCGGCUGGGGUUUACCGCUGGGGCGUCGCUUCGGGGCUAUGCGUCGGCCUGCAGUGCGCCGCUCUUACGCUCAAGUCGGUGUCGUUCGUGCAGAAGGCUCGCCCUGUCGCCGCUGAAGCAGCGAUCGCCGUGGUGGCGGCGCAUGAAGACCUUGAUGCGGCAAGGGUGGCAGCAAACGCAGACGACGGCGACCGCGCAGCGGCUGCGAGCGGACAAUUAGCAAUUUCUCCUGCACGUAGAAGUGUUCUUCAAGGGGAUCCCAGGUCAAAUCCACCAAGCCCAACGGCGAACGGCGACGACGGUGGCGCCCGCGCGGCCAACCCCGCCCUCACCUUUCGAGAGUUCGCGUUCUUCCUCGCGCUGGCCCCGUCCCUGGUGUGUCAGCCGCAGUACCUCGCGUCGGGGGCCCGAAGGCCGCCUCGCGUCGCCGCCGCUGCCUCCGAGUUCUUGCACGCGGGUCUCACCUACAUCGCAGUGCACGUGGCCUGCUCGGCCCUGUUCGCCCCGGCGCUGCGCGUCCUGGCGGGAGUCCUGCACUCUGGGGGCGUCGCCGGCUGGGCGGACGAGGAAGACUGGGCGGAGUUGCGCCGCACCGAUGGCAGCGGGUGGUGGUUGUACGACAGCAGCGGGAGCCUCGGCUCGCUCUUCGCGAGCGGCGGAGGAGGUUGCGUGCAUGGGGGGGUUGGUUGUGGCCCCGGAUGGACCUUUUCCGACGACGGGACGGGUCAUCCGGGCUUGACGGUGGCCAUCGCUGCGUGUCUUGGUGUGUUCGUCUUCUCGCCGAUGAUGCACUUCUUGAUGUUCUACGCCUUCUUCCACUCGGUGUGCCUCGGCUGCGCGGAGCUUUACGGGUAUCCGGACCGGAACACCUACGGUGAGCUCUCGUUCUCAUUGGUCGGCGACCGGUUCACCCCUAGUGCGGGUCUAGAAGGACAAGCACUACGGCAUGACUCCGCAGGCCCCUGGUGGCUUGUUGUAGACGAUGUCCGCGACUACUUCCGCCUCUGGUCGGCGCCCGUGCACCGGUGGCUGUCGGAGAGCGUCCAGCGUCCGAUGAUCGAGGUCGGACAGCGGGAGGCACUCCGCCGCCGUCGCCGGCGUGUUGCCAGAGAAGAGGACAAACCGCCCGCAACCAACGGCAAUAGCGGCGGCUCGAAUGGCGUCCAUGACCAUCGGCCGAAAGGGACUUCGUCGACCACUGGGUGAGAGUGGGGGCUUCGAAAUCUAAUCCUCUCUUUUCGUAAUCUUGUUUCUUCGGGUAUGUGGGUUCCUUUUAAUGGUCGUGCGUUGCAAAACAGUACCGUCGAAUGUGGUAUCGGUCACCGGGUUUUCUUCGACGAAGAUUUUCGUGACAUUCGACCGGCGACGGGCACCUUCUUCCCAUACGAUUGGGGUCGAAGACGACAUGACCUCGCUAGUCGCUUGUUUCAGGUAGAAAUGGUGCGGGGUUUUGAGAGGUAAAGCCACGGGUGCUUAUUUUUUUGUCUGUUCUGAGUGACUCUUGAAGCAAUAAUCAAUGGUAUACUUAAAGUGGGAGGCUACCCCCCCAGGCUGGUGGUGCGGCCGUUCCACUAGUCUAAUUAUUUAUUUUAUUUUAUUUUAUUUGUUUCUGAUUAUAUUUUGUUUUCUUGUAUUUUAUCGCUCUGCUGACCCUUGGGGUCCAUUUUUUUUUGGUAUACCUUUUCUAGGUACGUUAUCCUGUGACCACGGAAAUUGGCCGAGUCAAGUGAUGGAUUAGUACGGAGAGAUUGAGACAGAAGGAGGUACUGGAUAGAAAGACCGGGAUGGUUUUUAAUGUGAAGACAACAAAAACAACAUACUAGUCUAAUGCCCCUCUGAAUUGAAGGAAUUGCUGUCAUGUGAGGGUGUAGGGGCUGUUUCAACCAGGGGCUGUUUCAACCAUCCACGUUUCGAUGACAUUGUCGAAACCGUUCGUCUAAAUGUCUCUGCGCUCGAUUACCCAACUUAUCGCGGAAGAAACAGGGGCAAGGCUCGGCACGGUGCUGAUGCCGGCAUAGUGACGCGGUGGUGGCU
Molecule: messenger RNA, 2659 nt
Organism: Ectocarpus sp. CCAP 1310/34
Lineage: Eukaryota; Phaeophyceae; Ectocarpales; Ectocarpaceae
Source: the annotation of a GenBank genome assembly